This is a messenger RNA of Trichechus manatus latirostris (Florida manatee), 10795 nucleotides long. RefSeq names its product arginine-glutamic acid dipeptide repeats (gene RERE). The transcript is spliced from 23 exons. The record is from RefSeq and is a predicted model, not a curated record. Gene Ontology annotation, cellular component: nucleus. Gene Ontology annotation, biological process: regulation of DNA-templated transcription. Lineage: Eukaryota; Metazoa; Chordata; Mammalia; Sirenia; Trichechidae. Bases 3345 to 8021 code for a protein of 1558 amino acids. Gene Ontology annotation, molecular function: transcription corepressor activity; sequence-specific DNA binding; chromatin binding.
CUAUGGUUUUAAGAAGACUUUAAGGGAUAUUUUUGGUUUAAGGUUUAAAGAUAUCUUACGGCAGUAAUUCUGGAGGUUCAUCCAAUCUCCAUGGUUCCGUAAAGUAUGGGUUCUACGCGAAUUUGAAAUUUUCUUUUGCAUUUCCCCCCAUUUAAUCAGGAUUCUUCUAUAAAAUGAUCCCAUUUUUAACUGUGAAACUUGAUCACCUGUCAUUCUUUACGAAUCAACCCUUAUAAAAGGGCAUUCCUUCUCACUGCUUUCAGCUCUGUGACCAACACCAUUUUGUGAUUUGUUUAUUCUUAUACAAGGGGUGCUCACUGUGAGGUAAUGCAAGUACACGUAGUAAUUGGAAAAGAGAAGCCAAUACUCUGGACAAAAACUCCAUGUAAUCAAAAGGUGAUGGAUUUGCUCAGUGAUCUUUAGGUUCUAUAGUGAUAAAUUUAGAACUAUAAUAAAACUCUUUAUUAUGGAAAUUCCUCAGGAAAGCUUUGUUAUUUCAAAAUUCUAGCUUCUAAAACAAGUUUUUAACAGUUUAUUUACUUUAUGGAAAUUUUUUUUAUUAAGAAAAUUCAAACAAGUAUAUAGUGAAAAGUAGCUCCUUCCCACCCCUCAUGGAUUGGGUAAUCAAUAUUACUAGUUUCUUGCGUAUCCUUCCAGAAAUUUUUAUGCAUAUGGAAAUAUAUGUCUUAAAAAUACAUACAGAUAGUAUUAUACUACAUGUACUAUUCUGCUUCUGACUUCUUUCAUUCUCCAUGUUUGUACUUAUGAGGAGUAGAUGUCUUAGUUACUUAACUAGGCCCCUACUGAUGGACAUUUUGAUUUUUUUUUUUAAUUAUAAGCAGUGCUGAAGAGAGCAUCUGAGUAUAGUUAAAUCUUUGCUCCCUUUAAACGUAGUAUACAUUCCUAGAUCUAGAAUUGCUGGGCCUUAUGUUGCUUUACUGAAAGUUCUGUUAAUAAGGUAAGGUAAUUAGCCAAAUAAGGGUUUCUUGAAGAUAUUUGAAGUUUUAGGAAAAAUCAAAUAUAUUUGUUAAAAAAUUUAAAACACACCCCCAAAUAAAAUGAAAACGGUCAGUUCCUUAAAAGUUCCUAUUCCUUUUUAAGCUAAUGUUUAUAGUUAUAAAAUGUUUAUAAUUUAUAGCAGGAGAAAUUAGGAGACACUCUGUUAACAUUUGAGGAUAAUGGAGUCAGGACAAUAAGCAGAAUGGCUUUAGUAAGACUAAGUAAUGCCAGACAAACUUUUUGGGAUAGCUAGAAAAAGAAACGUUGGCUGAAGGGAACGCUUAGAUGUUGUAUUUGUCCUUUUUGAGGACAUCAUAGAGUAUGGUAUUCUCCAAAAAUUUUCCUUACAAAAUUGGUUUAGUCAUUCAACAAAUAUAUAUUGUCAUUCUACUUUGAGCUGGGCCUGGGGAUAUGGAAACAAACAAGGCAGACAUUAUGUGUGUCCUUAUAAAUAGGAGAUAUAUGUGGAAGAGGAAGAAAUUGAGGAUGGGAAGCUUGACUUGAGAGACGGAGGUCUGAAAGUUAAUGCAGUAUAAAAGGGAUAAAGGGAGAAGAGAGCUUCAAAGAGAGGGGUCAUUAGUAUGGUCUAGAUUGUGGGUAAGAGAAUGAGAACUGAACACACUUACGUAAAACCUGUUUAUUCAAACAGGAGCCAGUUAAACCUCUGAGCAUUUAGUGAGAGCAGAGUAGCCUAGGAGGUGGAAGAUGCCUCGUGAUGUGUAGAAGCUAGUUUGUAGAUGAUAAGAAAAUGUUGAGAAGCUUGUCAAUGAGAGAAGGAAUAGCAGUAGGGUAGCUAGAAGAGGCUGUAGGGUUCAUGGCAGUCACAUUCUGUAGGUAAGAUUUUAUGUGAUUAAUCUGACAUCUGUGUUCAGGCUUUUGGGAUAAAAUGAGGUAAUGGAUGUGAGUCACUUCUGAAAGUAGAACAUUUAAACUUUAGAGUAUUAAUCAGAAUUACCUGUGAAGAUUUUUUAAGAUUAUAAUAGGUAAAUAUGGGAAAUUCUUUAUAAAAUUGAAAGUAUUUCUGCCACUAAAGAUUUGAAAUAAUCACUUGGUUCUAAAAAUGAACAAUUAGAUCUGUUUCUCACAUCUUGUUUUUCACAGAGUGAAUUAGCUUUUGUAACUGUGGUUUUAAAAAAGAGUCAGUUUAUAUGUAACUGUUGAGCUUCAGAGGAACAAGAAGAGUGAAUAUACUGUGCAUUUGAAAAAUUGCUUAAGUCAAAAGCCUCCAGAUGGUGUGUACCGCUGUGUUCACAGCUGUAUUUACUGUUAGCUCACCAGAUAACUUAAAAAUAGCUGGUUAGAAACAGUGGUGUAUUCAGGUCUCUGCUGGUUUUGAACCUCAACAGCAGUAGCAACUUUACUUGUAUGCCUUUUUGUACAAUGCCAGUUGUAAUUACUUACUUCCCUUUGCACUGCCUUCAGGAUUUCUUAUUUGGCCCAGUUUAUAGUUUACACAACCAACCAGAGUGCUUAUAUAUAGAAGCAGACAGCUAGGUUUUUUAAAUGUGGUGUUCUGUCAGUUCUUUCUUGGAGAAAGGCUAUUGAUUUAUUUUUUAAAAAUGAUUUUGCUGUUUUACUUACUAACCAUUUAUCAUUUUAAAUGACAUGUAGUUAUUUAAAAUAUAUAUAGUUAUCUAAAAUAUAUGUAGUUGGUGCCUUGUACAUAUCUAAUAUUAUAUGGUAAAUCUUUUGUAUUUUUUUGAUUUUUACCAAAACAACAAAAACAAAAGUCCUUCAGUACCUAAAUCCAUUCCCCAGUAUAAAUGCUCUGUUUCUGUUACAGAGAUUUAAUAAUAAAAGUUCUUUUGGAAAAACUCAAAUUACUAAACCUUAUUUAUUUAUUUUGCCUCAUAUACUACUUUGGAUUUACUUAGUAAAAUGAGUAGGUUGCAUAAAUUAAAUGUAAAAUAUAGGAUAGUUGUUUGAAACAUUGUCCACAAAAUUUGAAGAGGGUUUGUGUGGGGGUGGGGGCACAUGCUCAGUUAUUUAUUAAAUAGACUAAAAUGCUGUAUCUAGAUUGAACAUUUUGAACAAUUUUGGUUUUAGCUGUUGUUACUGAUGUCUUUUUUUUGUAUUAAUCUGGCAAAUUAUGCAAGAGAGUUUUUGUUUUACGUUUAUAUUUUUUGAUCAUCUACCCAGGCAGUCUCUUUUCUUUCAUAGGCUGUGCUCUUUCCACAGAGAGUGAUUUUCACAUUGAAUAGCAUUUUUGAAACGUUGGGGUUAUUGGAGUGGUUGGAUUUUUCCUGGAAUUGAGUGAGAAAUUCAGAAGACUGAAGCCCAGGCUUACUGUCUACCUUUCACGGAGGCCUAGCCGUGAGAGGACAGAAGAAGGCACGUGGCGAAUCAUGACAGCUGACAAAGACAAAGACAAAGACAAAGAGAAGGACCGGGACCGAGAUCGGGACCGAGAGAGAGAUAAAAGAGACAAAGCAAGAGAGGGUGAGAAUUCAAGGCCACGCCGGAGCUGUACCUUGGAAGGAGGAGCCAAAAAUUAUGCUGAGAGUGAUCACAGCGAAGAUGAGGACAAUGACAACAAUAGUGCCACCACCGAGGAGUCCACGAAGAAAAACAAAAAGAAACCACCGAAAAAAAAAUCUCGUUAUGAAAGGACAGAUACUGGCGAGAUAACAUCCUACAUCACUGAGGAUGAUGUUGUCUACAAACCAGGAGACUGUGUGUAUAUCGAGAGUCGGAGGCCAAACACACCGUAUUUCAUCUGUAGCAUUCAAGACUUCAAACUGGUCCACAACUCCCAGGCCUGUUGCAGAUCUCCAACUCCUGCUUUGUGUGACCCCCCAGCAUGCUCUCUGCCGGUGGCAUCACAGCCACCACAACAUCUUUCUGAAGCCGGGAGAGGGCCUGUAGGGAGUAAGAGGGACCAUCUACUCAUGAACGUCAAAUGGUACUACCGUCAGUCUGAAGUUCCAGAUUCUGUGUAUCAGCAUUUGGUUCAGGAUCGACAUAAUGAAAAUGACUCUGGAAGAGAACUUGUCAUUACAGACCCAGUUAUCAAAAACCGAGAGCUCUUCAUUUCUGAUUACGUUGACACCUACCAUGCUGCUGCCCUUAGAGGAAAAUGCAACAUCUCUCAUUUUUCUGACAUAUUUGCUGCCAGAGAGUUUAAAGCCCGAGUGGAUUCAUUUUUCUACAUAUUAGGCUACAAUCCUGAGACAAGGAGGCUGAACAGUACCCAGGGAGAAAUUCGUGUUGGCCCUAGCCAUCAGGCCAAACUUCCAGAUUUGCAGCUGUUUCCUUCUCCAGAUGGUGACACUGUGACGCAACAUGAAGAACUAGUUUGGAUGCCUGGAGUGAAUGACUGUGACCUCCUUAUGUACUUGAGGGCAGCAAGGAGCAUGGCAGCAUUUGCAGGGAUGUGUGAUGGGGGCUCCACAGAAGAUGGCUGUGUUGCAGCAUCUCGGGAUGACACCACUCUCAAUGCACUGAACACACUACAUGAAAGUGGUUAUGAUGCUGGCAAAGCCCUGCAGCGCCUGGUAAAGAAACCCGUGCCCAAGCUGAUCGAAAAGUGCUGGACUGAGGAUGAAGUGAAACGCUUCGUUAAGGGGCUCAGGCAGUACGGCAAGAACUUCUUCAGAAUUAGAAAGGAGCUGCUUCCCAAUAAGGAAACAGGGGAAUUAAUCACCUUCUACUACUACUGGAAGAAAACCCCUGAAGCAGCCAGUUCCCGGGCCCAUCGCCGGCACCGUAGGCAGGCCGUGUUCAGGAGGAUUAAGACCCGCACAGCGUCCACACCUGUCAACACGCCCUCCAGGCCCCCCUCUAGUGAAUUCUUGGACCUGAGUUCAGCCAGCGAGGAUGACUUUGACAGUGAGGACAGUGAGCAGGAGCUGAAGGGAUACGCCUGCCGCCACUGCUUCACCACCACCUCCAAAGACUGGCACCACGGGGGCCGGGAGAACAUCCUGCUCUGCACGGACUGCCGCAUCCACUUCAAGAAGUACGGCGAGCUCCCCCCCAUCGAGAAGCCAGUGGACCCCCCACCGUUUAUGUUCAAGCCUGUCAAAGAGGAGGAUGAUGGGCUCAGCGGGAAGCAUAGCAUGAGGACGCGCCGGAGUCGUGGCUCGAUGUCUACACUGCGCAGUGGUCGGAAGAAGCAGCCAGCCAGUCCUGAUGGUCAUGCCUCACCCAUCAAUGAAGACAUCCGCUCCAGUGGCCGGAACUCGCCCAGCGCUGCCAGCACUUCCAGCAAUGACAGUAAAUCAGAGACAGUGAAGAAAUCGGCCAAGAAGGUUAAGGAGGAAGCCUCAUCACCUCUUAAGAGCACCAAGCGCCAGCGGGAGAAAGUAGCCUCGGACACAGAGGAGGUGGACAGGACCAACUCCAAGAAAACCAAGACCCAGGAGAUCAGCCGACCCAACUCGCCAUCUGAAGGCGAAGGAGAGAGUUCAGACAGUCGCAGUGUCAAUGAUGAGGGCAGCAGUGACCCCAAAGACAUCGACCAGGACAAUCGCAGCACGUCCCCCAGCAUCCCUAGCCCCCAGGACAACGAGAGUGACUCGGACUCCUCGGCUCAGCAGCAGAUGCUGCAGGCCCAGCCCCCAGCCUUGCAGGCUCCCAAUGGGGCAGCCCCAGCUCCCUCCACAGCCCCACCAGGAGCCACCCAGCUCUCCACUCCAGGGGCCACACCCUCUGCCCCUGCAGGCCCUCCCCAGGGCUCCCCAUCAGCCUCCCAGCCUCCGAACCAGCCACAGGCUCCCGCGGCACCUGCUCCCCACACCCACAUCCAGCAGGCACCCUCCCUGCACCCUCAGCGGCUGCCCUCACCACAUCCUCCUUUGCAGCCUCUGACCGGGCCAGCUGGCCAGACCACAGCCCAGCCUCAUGCCCAGCCCUCCCUGCACAGUCAGGGCCCACCUGGCCCUCACAGUUUGCAGGCUGGGCCCCUGCUACAGCAUCCGGGCCCCCCUCAGUCCUUUGGUCUCCCUCCCCAGGCCUCCCAAGGCCAGGCUGCCCUAGGGGCCUCUCAGGCAGCAGCCCACCCUCACAGCACCCUGCAGCUCCCAGCCUCUCAGGCAGCGUUGCAGUCCCAGCAACCCCCACGUGAGCAGCCCCUGCCGCCGGCCCCCUUGGCCAUGCCUCACAUCAAGCCCCCACCCACCACGCCUAUCCCCCAGCUGCCUGCACCACAGGCCCAUAAGCACCCACCUCACCUCUCAGGGCCCUCCCCCUUCUCCAUGAAUGCCAACCUACCGCCCCCACCAGCACUGAAGCCCCUGAGCUCCCUGUCCACACAUCACCCCCCCUCGGCCCACCCUCCACCUCUGCAGCUCAUGCCACAGAGCCAGCCUUUGCCCUCCUCCCCCGCCCAGCCCCCUGUGCUGACCCAGAGCCAGAGCCUGCCCCCCACUGCUGCCACCCACCAACCAGCAGGCCUCCACCAGGUGGCCCCGCAGCCCCCAUUUGCUCAGCACCCCUUUGUCCCUGGGGGCCCUCCUUCCAUCACCCCUCCAGCCUGCUCCUCCACCUCCACUCCACCUGCAGGACCUGGCACCUCUGCCCAGCCAUCUUGCUCUGCUGCUGUUUCUUCGGGGGGCAACAUCCCUGGGGGCGCAUCCUGCUCUCUCCCCACUGUCCAGAUCAAGGAAGAGGCUCUGGAUGAGGCCGAGGAGCCUGAGAGCCCUCCACCCCCACCGAGGAGCCCGUCCCCGGAGCCCACUGUGGUGGACACCCCCAGCCAUGCCAGCCAGUCAGCCAGGUUCUACAAACAUCUGGACCGGGGCUACAACUCGUGUGCACGGACAGACCUAUACUUCAUGCCUCUGGCGGGGUCCAAGCUGGCCAAGAAGAGGGAGGAGGCCAUUGAGAAGGCCAAGCGGGAGGCUGAGCAGAAAGCCCGUGAGGAGCGGGAGCGUGAGAAGGAGAAGGAGAAGGAGCGUGAGCGGGAGCGGGAGCGUGAGCGGGAAGCUGAGCGUGCAGCUAAGGCGUCCAGCUCAGCGCAUGAAGGCCGCCUCAGCGACCCCCAGCUCAGUGGUCCUGGCCACAUGCGGCCAUCUUUUGAGCCCCCACCAACCACCAUUGCCGCAGUGCCCCCGUACAUCGGGCCUGACACGCCUGCCCUACGGACUCUGAGCGAGUAUGCGCGACCCCACGUCAUGUCGCCCACCAACCGUAAUCACCCCUUCUACAUGCCCCUCAACCCCACCGACCCCUUGCUGGCCUACCAUAUGCCUGGCCUCUACAACGUUGACCCCACCAUCCGUGAGCGGGAGCUCCGGGAACGCGAGAUCCGCGAGCGGGAGAUCCGCGAGCGUGAGUUGCGGGAGAGGAUGAAGCCGGGGUUUGAGGUGAAGCCCCCGGAGCUGGACCCCCUGCACCCAGCCACCAACCCCAUGGAGCACUUCGCCCGGCACAGCGCCCUCACCAUCCCCCCCACUGCUGGCCCCCAUCCUUUUGCUUCAUUCCACCCGGGCCUGAACCCUUUGGAGAGGGAAAGACUGGCCCUGGCGGGCCCCCAGCUGCGGCCUGAAAUGAGCUACCCUGAUAGACUGGCGGCCGAGCGAAUCCACGCUGAGCGCAUGGCCUCACUGACCAGCGACCCCCUGGCGCGUCUGCAGAUGUUCAACGUGACGCCACACCACCACCAGCACUCCCACAUCCACUCACACCUCCACCUACACCAGCAGGACCCCCUCCAUCAAGGUUCUGCAGGCCCUGUUCACCCACUGGUUGACCCCCUGACUGCUGGCCCACACCUGGCUCGCUUCCCCUACCCCCCUGGCACCCUCCCCAACCCUCUGCUUGGACAGCCACCCCAUGAGCACGAGAUGCUUCGUCAUCCAGUGUUUGGUACCCCCUACCCUCGAGACCUGCCAGGGGCCAUCCCGCCCCCCAUGUCAGCCGCCCACCAGCUGCAGGCCAUGCAUGCCCAGUCGGCCGAGCUGCAGAGACUGGCCAUGGAGCAGCAGUGGCUGCACGGACACCCCCACAUGCACGGCGGCCACCUACCAAGUCAGGAAGAUUAUUACAGUCGACUGAAGAAAGAAGGUGACAAGCAGUUAUAAGUUAUUUAUUUGUUAACGCUGGCUGUGGAAACCCCAGUUCUUGGGGGGAGAAACAGGACUUUUUACAUACAAUAGGAGCUGCAAAAGCAAAAAGAAUAUCUUCUAAAAAUUUCUUUAUAUAUUUAAAAACCCCACAACUAAAAAUGUAUCAGCAUCCUAGUGUUCGUUUGUAGAGGAUUCCUCGAGACUGGUUUGAGUCUCCCUGCAUGACAGUCCCCAGAAACUUAGUGAGUCCUGGACUGGACUGACCAUUCAGAAACCUUCCCUGCAAUCUUGGGGUUCAGCUUUAGUUUUGUCUUCUUUCCUUAGUUUCUUAGUAGGUGCUAGAAUCCACUUCACACCCUUCACUGUGCGUGCAGACACACUCAGUUACGUGUGUUCCAAAACCCACAAGGUUCGCAGACGGGCGGCAUAUGAGUUUGGAAUCCAAGAACUAUAAUUUUUAAGAAAUCUUUUAUUUUAGUACAUUGUAGGAAAUCUUCAUAAUUUGAGAAAGUUCUGCAGCAUGGCUUUUUAAGUCUGUAAAUAAAUAAUUUUAGAACAGCCUUUUUUUUUUUUCCUCCCACAAACUGCUAUUCUGAUCUAUUUUUUUCCAGCCAUGUCACUAAUUGUGAAUUCCUACCAGCUAUUGACAGAAUACAGAGUUGAUUUUUUAAUAAAAAGUUAUAUAUAAUUAUCCCUUUAAUUAAAGGGAGCAGAUGGGCGUUACUAAUUAAAAGUGAGCAGAAGCUUGGGACUAGAUGCUGGUGCAGCAGUGAGCAUCCAGGGGUUUGCAGGGACAGUGUUACAAACUGUGUCUUUGUUUGGCUGCUUUGACUUUUCACUUCUGUCUCUUCCUAGUGUGUGCUUUGCCUGUGGUGCAGACAUCUGUUAGAUUGAACCUUUCAUUUUGCACUGGGUGUGCAAGAGUUAAAUGUCCGUUUUCUUUCCCUGGUGUCACCAUUGUUCUUUCUCUGCGGGCUAGAAAGCACAUGUUUGUGUGUGUCUAGUUGUAGAUUUCCUUAUAGAUUUCUAUGCACACACAUUUGAUUGUUCUGGAUGAAUUCUCUUUCAAUACUAUGAAAAUUUCAUAAACAUUCUAGUAAGUUCAAGAAAAUGAUUCCAUACAAAUAACUCAGUGUAUGAAAGACCCAGGAUGCCUGCUUGCCAAAGGAAUCUGUUAGAAGUCUGCCUUUAGGGCAGUAGUAGGAUGAAUGCACAUCAUCAUUUGGAUGUUCUUGUGGUGAGGACACAUGCCCAGUCAUCCUUGGUACAGACCCAGACUGCUUUUGAGCAAGUUGAGACCUUGGAGUUGACAUGGUGUGUUUGGCAGCUUGCAUUUCUGCCCCAGAAGCAGGUGAUCCACCUCAGACUUGGAAACCAGUUGAGUCCCAAGCUUCAUCCUGGAAGUAGGAACAAGAGUCUUAGCUGCGAACGUGGAGUUGGAAAGCAGGCUUCCUCCACCUAGGAGGUUCUACUUUUUAGGGGGAAGGCCCUUGAGAGCACAGCUGUCCUAGCGAGAGAGAGCCUGCCUUUCCUUUGUACUUGCUAACAUAUGCACUUUCACCCAAACAGAGGGUGGGGAGAUCUUGGGAUGUCUGCAUCGGUGGUCACUCUUUCUACCAGGACAUGACCCUUCCGUUCCUUUUCUCUCAGACUCUUGAGGGCUGUUUCUGCCAUUUUAAACAGUUGUAUGUGGUGGUCGUUUCAAAGAAUUGUUGGACCAUGAGAGAGACACUUGUGGGUCAGUGGACGUGAGGUGAGCCCAGGGCCCCAGCUGCAUGGGGAGCAGGAAGAAACCGGCAGGUAUUGGCUCAAACCUGCAUCACAGGCAUUUCCGGUUUCUAUUAUCACCAUGGUUGGUUUUAGUGGGAUACAGAGAGGGUUGUUUUAUCUGUUAAAAAUGUUUGUAGUUAUUUUCUUUCAUUUUCUCUCAUUCGAUUUCUGCCUUAACUUAAGCUCCUUAAGGGAGGCAAGCUCAGAUUAACCCUUGAUCAUCAAAUUUCUGGCCUCACUGGCAUGAAGGCAGUGGUUUUCCCUCUGGGUGUUGGUGGCAGCCAUCGGGGAAGUUGGUUUUUCUGCCGCUCUGACUGAGGUGGCGCCACUCUGGAAUAAGAGAUUGUGUUCACAUGGCUCCUGCAGCUCCCAGAACCCUGCGCCAUCACCACCCACCUGCUCUCCAUCUCUCUUGUUCUUUUUUGAUAGAGCACAUUGCCUACCAUUCAGUUAAACCUUCAUUACCUCCUCUCUCCAGCGUCCAUUUUUCCAAAGAAGAGAGUGAAGUACUCUGCAGGCUGUACUUGAAAACUGUCUGAAGGUGUUUUCUUGUUAGGUUUUAGUUUUCUCCCCAUAUUCCAAGGUGAAGCACUUAGAUUCUUCCAUUUAAAAAAUCCUAACCUGGACCCCUCCCCUGAUCAACUGCAGUUGUUUAGGAUGGCCCCAGACCCUCACGGUGUCUUUUCAGCGCUGACCGUUGGUUUCCUUUUGGGUUUUCCUUCCUUUUGUUUGAAGUUUUGGGUUGGCUUUUCUGUGUUUCGUAUGUAUCUUGUUCGAUGUUGUCAAGGUUGGGCUUCGUGCUCCACUGCAGCAGCAGCAGAGCAGAGUGGACACUCUGGUUUGCUGCCUUUAUAUAUAUCUGAAGCUAAAUGUAUAUAUGAGUAGUUUGCCAUGAGAUGACACAGUGUAAACAGAGUAGACACCCAGAAAUCGUGACUUCUGUGUUCUCUCCAUUUGAGUAUUUUGUAAUUUUUUUGAAAUAUUUGUGGACAUAAAUAAAACCAAGCUACACUACAACA